Danio aesculapii is the source of this 1026-nucleotide messenger RNA. RefSeq names its product overexpressed in colon carcinoma 1 protein homolog. The transcript has 5 exons. Bases 182 to 367 code for a protein of 61 amino acids. The record is from RefSeq and is a predicted model, not a curated record. Lineage: Eukaryota; Metazoa; Chordata; Actinopteri; Cypriniformes; Danionidae.
AGUAUAGCAGCUCAGACACAUUCAGGCUGCACUUCCGUCAUCCUCACUCUCUCCUCAUCCCUCCAUCCCUCUCCUGACUAAUUCCAGUAUUCUAGUCCUCUUUACCCCCUGCCAUCCCCCCUCAACCUCGUCCAUCUCUUGCCUUCACAUCCCUUUGGUUCACUUCAGCAAAGUUUCAACCAUGGGCUGUGGAAAUUCCACUGCUGCCAGCACAACCGCAGGUCCAGCUGAGUCAGCCAAAGAUGUGCAAGACGAUUCCUCCAUGGACGAGGAAAAGAGGAGAAACUAUGGCGGAGUGUACGUGGGUAUCCCUGCAGACCUCAGUAAUGAGACUUCCGGACAAACAGCCUCCACACAUAAAGAAUAAUGAUAUUCAGAGCUGGAUGCACAUAUGAAGGGCUGUCCGGAGGGAAAUCUUGGCUGAAAAGUGCUGCGUGAUAAUCUCGAAAGGACGCAAUUUUCAUCAUUGCUGAUUGGCUCGUUGGGACAUAACCGAAUCCUCUGAGAGCCAAUCAUGCAAGUGAACUCCCUGGAAACUGAAACUGCAAUUAGUUCUGCUGACGAGGUCAGAGGUCACAGAUGACAUUGAGUUUAUUAGCAGCAACACGACGAAUUUCAGGGCACCGGCACUUUGUUUCUCAGGACAACAAACACACAAACGUUAUCGACAAUCACAGAGCAAUGAAGAUACUGGAAGUGAACUCUGAGCUCGAACCUUUCACAUCACAUGUUUAUUAAUGGGAUUCAGAAGAGUCAUUACACACUCGUGAGUCUGGGUUUUUGUUCUUUUACCCUUUUAACAUUAUUCAAAACACCUCAGAAGCACUUGACAGGAAAGCUUGUGUAUAAAUGAGUUUGCAACAUGACUACAGAGGUACAUGAAGUGCCUUUAACACACUCUCAAAAAGAGUUUUUUCACAGUGAUGCCAUAGAACAGUGUGUCAAACUCCUGGAGGGCCGCAGCCCUGCACCGUUUAGUUCCAACCCUGCUUCAACACACUUACCUAUAGGUUUCAAACACUCCUA